UCCUUCCUUGGUAGCAGUGCUAUGGGUAUCGAUUUACCUUCUAAGGUUCUUCAGGCAAAGAAGAAUCUUAAAAUGCAGUCUCUCUGUUUUUCAAGCAGGAGUGAACUUCCUAAAGCAGCAGUACCUAAAGGCCACUUUGCAGUUUAUGUUGGAGAAACCCAGAAGAAGAAGAAGAAGAGAUUUGUGAUUCCUAUAUCCUACUUGAACCAUCCUUCAUUCCAAGACUUGCUUAGUCUAGCUGAAGAAGAAUUUGAGUUCAAUCAUCCAAUGGGUGGUCUCACAAUUCCAUGCAAAGAAGCUACCUUCAUUGAUGUCACUUCUCGUUUGAGUUCCUAGCAGGGAAGAAGAGAAUUAAG
This is a messenger RNA of Macadamia integrifolia, 356 nucleotides long. RefSeq names its product auxin-responsive protein SAUR23-like. The record is from RefSeq and is a predicted model, not a curated record. Gene Ontology annotation, biological process: response to auxin. Lineage: Eukaryota; Viridiplantae; Streptophyta; Magnoliopsida; Proteales; Proteaceae. Bases 22 to 336 code for a protein of 104 amino acids. The transcript has a single exon.